This is a messenger RNA of Ostrea edulis (European flat oyster), 1874 nucleotides long. RefSeq names its product transcription factor BTF3 homolog 4-like. NCBI's taxonomy places the organism in Eukaryota, Metazoa, Mollusca, Bivalvia, Ostreida, Ostreidae. Gene Ontology annotation, cellular component: cytosol; nascent polypeptide-associated complex. The transcript is spliced from 6 exons. Bases 123 to 722 code for a protein of 199 amino acids. The record is from RefSeq and is a predicted model, not a curated record.
AAUAAAAUCUCUUUAUUAAAAAAAAGAUUUGAGACUACUAUACCAGUUUUAAUACGUCAUCUUCCUUUUUCAGGCGGCCAUUAGAGACCUCGUGGGUCUUACAAUUUUACAGUAAGAUCAAGAUGAAUGCAGAAAAAUUAAAGCAGCUACAAGAACAAGUUCGUAUAGGUGGAAAGGGUACUGCAAGGAGGAAGAAGAAGGUUGUUCACAGAACUGCAACAACAGAUGACAAAAAGCUACAAAGUUCUCUCAAAAAGUUGUCAGUGAACAAUAUUCCUGGCAUAGAGGAGGUAAAUAUGAUUAAAGAAGACGGUACGGUGAUCCACUUUAACAAUCCAAAAGUGCAGGCCUCUCUAGCUGCCAAUACCUUUGCAAUUACAGGACAGGCUGAAAACAAACAGAUCGCUGAAAUGUUACCAGGAAUCUUAAACCAAUUAGGUGCAGAGAGCUUCAGUAGCUUAAAGAAACUGGCCUCCACUGUAGCAGCUUCUGGUGACAACAAGCAGUCCACAGAUGACAUUGAUGAAGAUGAUGAUGGAGUCCCAGGUACACUGUUUUACCAGUGCACAAUAUACAGAUACAUUUUGAAUUUUAUCAUCCAUAAGUAUGGAUGUAUCGUGGAUGAGUUAAUGGAUACAUUUGAAGCCAUGAGUGUUUUACCUAUUAAUUUAUUUAAACUGGUGGGGAAAUGUUUGUCAAAUUCCUUUAUUUUAUCACCAUAAACAGUGAACCUUGUAAGUUUUGCUAAAUAAGGAUUAAGUGAGUGAUUGAAAAUCUAUUAAGUUACGUGCACAACAGUUACCACUUUUUAGCCGAGUUGCAACGAAGUUGAACUCGGCUAUUGGUUUGGUGAUGCGGGUGGGUGGUUGGGCGUCAACAAUUGGUUUCCGGAUGAUAACUCGAAAAGUUACAAUCUAAUCAAAUGAAACUUUGAUAUAUUGUUGGGUACUAGGUAAGGAAGACCCCUAUUGCUUUUGGAGAAAAAUUGUCAAAGGUCAAGGUCACAGUGACCGAAAAUAGAAUGAAAAUUUCAGAAAAAUUUGGUUUCCGGUUGACAACUCAGAAAGUUUAAAUCUGAAUCAAAUGAAACUUUGAUAUAUUGUUGGGUACUAGGUAAGGAAGACCCCUAUUGAUUUUGGAGAAAAUGGGUCAAAGGUCAAGGUCACAGUGAACAAAAAUAGAUUUAAAAUUCAAAAAAAAAAAAAAAUAGUUUCCGAAGAAUAACUUGAAAAGUUUUAAUUUGAAUCAAAUGAAACUUGGUUAUAUUGUUGGAUACCAGCAAAGCAAGGUCCCUAUUGAUUUUGGAGAGAAAAAGGUCAAGGUCACAGUGACCAAAAAUAGAUUGAAAACUUCAGACAAAUAUGGUUUCUGGACAGUAACUUGAAAAGUUUAAAACUGAAAUUAGUUCUUCACAAUUAUAAAUAGGCCACAUCAUUCCUGACUUUACAAUGUAUCCCAUGCAAUUCGGCUUAUGCACCCCUGGGUGCAUAUAUUGAUUUUUUCCUUUUUUAUUUUCAGAACUCGUGGAAAACUUUGAUGAAACAUCUAAAGGAGAGUGAAACUGAUGUACAAGAUUUUGUAUAUAGUGCAUGUACAUUUUGUCGGUUUGUGAUAUUGAAGUUACUAUCAAGUGUGAAGCGAGGCGUAUAUUUCCCAGCCGUAAUAUAUGUACAGUUCCGUAUACGAUGUGUAUGUGGACGUACAUCCUUUAAACAGUCAACUGCCAUUACGAAUGACUUGUAUCUCUUUAUUUCAUUAUAUGAUCAAGGGCACUUGGAGAUCAGAUGACUUAAAUUUGUUAGCCCUAAUAUGCUAUAUAUUUAUUUCAUCUUUUUAUCAAGUGCAAAACCAAAUAAAUAUACAAAUUUCUCCAA